AGUGUGGCUGAGUGAAUGUGUAGGUUGAUAUGACUGUGAUAUUGCAGACAACAGCCAAGAUGCUUGGCAAGUGGACGUACGUUGCGGCUCUCUACACUCUUGCAACACUUGCACCUGCUUCAUGUGACGUUAAACAGGAGAAAAGGAGUCGGACUGUCUGGUAUAAGGCGAAGGAAGAGCACCAAGGGCUCGGUCUCAGCGAUGAGGAACUUCGUGCUAUAGCAGGGAUGAGUGACAUGAACCACUUCAAAGCAGUGCUCGAUCCUAUAAUGAUUCCUCGUGUAGUAGGCACUGAAAACCAUGCGAAAGUGCGCAAACACCUUAUUGAUACCAUGAAAGGCCUUGGUUGGACUGUGGAAGAAGAUGUAUUUGACAGUAAUACCCCUGUAGGUCGUAAAACCUUUACCAAUGUAAUAGCAACUUUGGAUCCACAUGCCCCACGACACUUAGUCUUAGCCUGCCAUUAUGAUUCCAAAAUUGACCGUGAAGGUACAUUCAUUGGUGCAACAGAUUCAGCAGUUCCGUGUGCUAUGAUGCUCAACAUGGCAAAAGUGAUGCAGGCAAACCUCGAGAAUAAUAAAAAGACGUGUUUGAAGGUGAAAAGGAAGAAAAACAAGCAAGUAUGUAGUUCAAAAAAGAACUGCACCAAGAAAAAGGUACGUGAGUUUUGGAAGAAAAAUAACAGGAGGAAGCCAUUGGGUAAUCAAAGCUUGAUGGGAUCUGUUGUAAAUCAGAAUGAUGCAACCACUGGAAGUGACUUGGUUUCAAAUGUGACAUUACCUCAACAUAAUUUGAAGUACUUUGGCAAGCUGAAGUGUUGCUGUGGCUCAGAGCCAGGAAAUUCUUACAAGUUGAUGUUUAUACCUAAAGUUCAGUCUGAUUUGACUCUACAAUUUGUUUUCUUUGAUGGUGAGGAAGCAUUCCGAACAUGGUCCAAAACAGAUUCUUUGUAUGGUGCCCGGAACUUGGCUGCAAAGUUACAGAACCAGCUGUAUCCCGAAGUCAAUAAGGAUGGCACUAAUCAACUUCACAGAAUGGACCUCUUUGUCCUUUUAGAUCUUCUGGGAACUGAAGAUGUCCAGUUCUUUAACUACUUCAAAAAUACAGAUCGUUGGUAUGCUCGCAUGUUAUCGUAUGAACGACGGUUAAGUGACCUUGGGAUGCUUAACAAAAGGUUAAUGAUGUUCAAGCAAAGGUCAAUGCUGAAUCCAGGCAUUGAAGAUGAUCACAUCCCAUUCUUACAGAGAGGUGUGCCUGUUGUCCAUUUAAUUCCGGUGCCAUUUCCCAGUGUAUGGCAUGAAGAUUCAGAUAAUGCAACGGCAUUGAAUUACGAAACCAUUCAGAAUUUGAACAUUAUUAUGCGAGCAUUUGUAGCAGAUUAUCUUCAUUUAGUUGUAUAGGAAUUUGCCCAGGACACAGCCAUCCAUGAUGAUCUAUAAACAGAUUUACGUAAUAUUUACUUUUUUUUCAGUUUUUAUCUUGUAGAAUGUUUUAGUCGGGUUUCAUUAACUGACUUUUCAUAUUACAUUUGCUUCCACUUAAAAAUGAACUCGUAGUGAUGUCUCUAAAAAGUAUUUCCUCCCAAUUUUACUUUAAAAUAAUAAUAUUUAAAGUAAUAUGUAAAGCACAAAAAUUUUCAUUGCCAGUAAUAUAACAACGUUGAGAUAUUUUACUGUUGUUUGAGAUAUUUUACUUUAAAGUUUUUAUGAUUGAUAAUUGGUGUUCUCUAAACAGAAGCCAUAGUCGAGUCUAUUGUAGUAGUUGAUCAUCAAUAGCUGUGUUCUGGCUGGAUUUGCAAGAAUUUCUUCUGAAAUACAUCAGGUGAUGUAAAGAAAAUUCCUUAUCUUAUCAUUAAAUCCUUAUCUUACCAUUAAAUCUUUAAGUAUAAAUUACUGAAUUCAGCAGCUGAAUUUUGCCAUCUCCAAAGCAGACCCUAAAUUAGUCUAUGUGGGGAAAGGUAAGGAUAUUUUAAGGAAAUAUUGGUUUUCCCCAGCUUCAAGUUAAUUUUUUUUUUCUCCUUUUCUCACACCAGAGCCACAUAUCAAAGAAUCUGUAGUUGUCUGCAGCACGUACAUUUUAGGCUGAUAAUGGUUCUUAAUGCAGUUUUGCUUAGGACUUUUAUUUCUGAAAUAUGUACUGCAUUCUUUUUCAGUCAUGUUUGGUUAUCUAGUGAUGAGGUGCUGUAAUAUUAUGUAGUUAACAUAUUGCAAAUGUUUAUUUACCCAAAACUAAUGGUUGUGAAAAUUGUCUGAAAGUUUUUGUAUGAAACUGAUGUAAUAUGUUAAAAGUGUAAUUAUUUUUAUAAAGUUGAAUUUUAGCAUUAAGUCUAUGUUCAUCCAGGUUGUGCUUUGUUACCCCCAUUUUCUGUAACAAAACCACCAUUUCUCAAGGUGUUUUUAAAGCUAGGGUCACCCUGAUACUGCUUCACAAAAAUAUCUCUUGCCUGUUUUAUCAUGUUUAUUUGUUGAAUUUUUAUGAUAAAUUAACUAAAUUUGAAGUAGGAUUCAGUGGCAGCUGUCACAUCAGUAAAUUUUCUUGUACAGUAGUUAUGACAUCAAUUAAAGGGGUGUUGACCAUUAACAAGAACUGUGCAUACUCCAUUGAUUAACAUUGACUGUAUUAUUUCUGUGUUUAAACUAUAUUGAAAGUAUCGAGUAAGAAAUACACAGUAUUUUUAAUUUUGCUUAACAAAACUUCAUUAUUUCUGAUUUCCAUUUUAAUUACUUGAGGAAAUAUGGUAUGUCAAAUUAGGCUGUGUAUUGCUGAUUUAUCCUUAUCUAAGUUUUUUAAAAGCAAUUUUUCCAUUGUUUUUUUAUUAGCUUUAAUUUUGAAAUUCGCACCAUGUGAAUUAUGUAGCUUAGUAAAAGUUGGUUGCUUAUAACUUGAAUUAGAAAUUGUGCAAUGCCCUUGAACAUAUGUAGUAUUGUUCCCAUAUGCCAAUUUCUGUGUCCAGGUUGUGCCCUUUACGUUAAAAUUCUAAAGUGUUAUUGUUUUGUUUACUGUGUUACAAAUUUUUUAUUACAAAGUUUCUUUACAUUUUCUUUUGAUCAUAAAUACAAAUCUCUUUACUUAUGCCUGAUGCAUAUUUGAGGGUGUUUUAAAAGUGGUGAAUAGCACCUUGAUGUAGUGAAGUAGAUUUGAAUCAAAAGUUAAAAGGUUUCUCUCUAGGAAGUGAUCAUUUUACUCUCAUUCAAACUGUUAGUACACCAGGGAAACUUGCACGUUGAGGUAUUGGAAGCAAGGCACUUUUUUGUUGAGUAUAUAAAAUGGGAAAGGUUGAAGUUGUUAACAGGGACAUUUAACUUGCACAGAUUAACACAUACCUACUUGAAACGUGUUAAGACAAUAGCUCUCUGCUUCAAAAGAGCACACUUUAUCCAUGUUUCAUUCUUCUUACCACAUGUGCAAAGCUUGCACUGGAUGUGGAAGUGUCACCAUCAAGACCCUUAUAACAAUGAGGGUGGCUAUAUGUUGGCAGGUGGCCCACCAUGAUGUACAUAUGCCAUACUUAGAAGACUGUAGAUGUAUGGAUGACAAUGAAAAUUCUCUCUGCACAAAACUUUUGUAAUGCAAAAUUCACAGAGGUGGUCAAUUUUUCUUUGUUGAUUCAAAUCCUACUCUCAGUAAGAAUUUUACCUAAUUUUCUGAGAAGAGGUGGCACCUGCCGAUGUCAUUGAAUAACUGACAGACUGUCUUCCUUCAAUUAUUUUUCAGCAUCUUGAAAUGGUCCUUCAUACACCUUGAAUUUCAAUGUAGCUCUUGUUAUUGUCAAAACUUGUUCCUGCCUUGUGAGGCAUCAUUACCUCAUUUUUAGUCACAUUGUCCUAAAAGCAAAGGAAACAUAGGUCCAGCUUUUCUUUGCACAUUUGCUAACUGCUUCACGAAAUUGGUACUUCAAUACAUUCAUGGAAAUCUGUCACUUGAAAAUUCAGCAUUGUCUUAAAAGCAGUCCUCUUCCAACUUUUCUUAGUUUCUGUAGUGGAUUGCCCACACAUACACCACAUUCCUGCAAACAGAAGGCUAUAGUAUAUAAGCAAUGUAUUAAAAAUUACAUAAAGAAAUGUAUGCGUAUUUCAAAUUUUAGUAGUGAGAGGAGGAUGUUUACUAAGAAGAAUUUGAUCAAUAAUCAACUUUGGAUUUUAGACAUCCUGCUACCCUCUUGUCAGGCAUAAGUAAAAAUUGGUUUGGGAAUUAUGAGUUAGUGCAAUAAGAUUUUCAUUAUUUGGAUAUGAUUUGAGCACAAAUUAUUCUAAAUCCUAGUAACUACCAUCUAGAGAAAGAUACAAAGAAAAGUUCAAACUUUUAAAUGAUGUCUGGUAUAGUUAUUGUGAUGUAUUUUUUAAGGAUAACUGUAUUACGAACAUUCCACCAGAAAAUGUCGUGUAUACAAAAUUUUAAGCUUCAGUCAAUUAGACAUGUGAAGUCAAACUAGGUGAUGAUGUGGUGCUAUGGUAAGAAAUUUUGUACAUGACUUGCAUUUAAUAAAGAAAAUCCAUAA
Molecule: messenger RNA, 4498 nt
Organism: Macrobrachium nipponense
Lineage: Eukaryota; Metazoa; Arthropoda; Malacostraca; Decapoda; Palaemonidae
Gene: isoQC
Product: glutaminyl-peptide cyclotransferase-like
Exons: 7
Coding region: 30-1400 (456 amino acids)
Molecular function (GO): zinc ion binding; glutaminyl-peptide cyclotransferase activity
Source: RefSeq, a predicted model, not a curated record